Messenger RNA from Dunckerocampus dactyliophorus (ringed pipefish), 3945 nucleotides. It is a transcript of the gene ttl, whose product is annotated as tubulin tyrosine ligase. The coding region runs from base 515 to 1738 and encodes 407 amino acids. The record is from RefSeq and is a predicted model, not a curated record. The transcript has 7 exons. Gene Ontology annotation, biological process: protein modification process. NCBI's taxonomy places the organism in Eukaryota, Metazoa, Chordata, Actinopteri, Syngnathiformes, Syngnathidae.
CUCUCGCCCAUGCAAGACAGCAGCUGAGCUUCUGGAAAAUGGAAACGCGUGUUAGUAGAUAAACAACGUUUUUGUUAGUCCAUGCAUAACUAGCUAGUCAGAUGUAGUUUUAAUAUAUUUUUGCAGAAUAUAUUUGUAUCACGAAUUAACUCAGAACCCAGACAGUUACUAAUGGUCGUUUUGAGCCAGACACCGGAUGCGGACAGUUUGUCGGCCCAUACCGGACAAGUCUCGGGAUCCCAGUCACACCCUGCAGGGUCGAUGGCUGCGAAAUAAUAAUCCAUUUAUAUACAUCUAAUGCUACAACCUAAUGACGACAUGCCUCCUUUGUCACUGAUUCGGCGGUGAAGUGAACAUUUGGACUGGAUAUGACCGUCUCAUCAACACCAUGGGCAGAUCAGGGGAGAUAACACUGGACACUGUGCUGCUCUACCCACCAGACAAGUAACUCACUAGCAACAAAGUAGUUUGAAGUCCAUUCUAAUAAUCUCGCUUUUCCAUCCGCCGUGGGACAAUGGCCACUCAAAUGUACACUUUUGUCACCCGGGACGACAACAGCAGCGUUUAUGCAGAAGUUUCCAAAAUCCUCUUGUCUACUGGGCGGUGGAAGAGGCUAAAAAGAGACAACCCCAGAUUCAAUCUAAUGCUUGGUGAAAGGAACAGACUUCCUUUUGGACGCUUAGGUCAUGAACCAGGACUGGUGCAGCUGGUGAAUUACUACAGAGGGGCAGACAAGCUUUGCAGGAAGGCAUCCUUGGUCAAGCUUAUAAAGACUAGCCCGGAGCUCUCAGACUCCUCCAACUGGUUCCCGGAGUCUUACAUCAUCUAUCCCACCAACCUCAACACUCCUGUGGCUCCCGCCACAAAUGGCCUCAGCCAUCUGAAGAGCAAUCCCAAGACAGACGAGCGAGAAGUUUUCUUGGCUUCCUUUCACUCCAAGAAAGAAAGUGGGGAGGGGACAGUGUGGAUUGCCAAGUCAUCUGCCGGAGCUAAAGGUGCUGGUAUUGUGAUAUCGCACGAUGCUAACCACCUGCUAGAGUACAUCGACAACCAGGGACAGGUUCAUGUCAUUCAAAAGUACCUGGAGAAACCUCUACUUCUGGAACCUGGACAUCGUAAGUUUGACAUCAGGAGCUGGGUCCUUGUGGAUCACAAUUACAACAUCUAUUUAUACCGAGAAGGUGUGCUGCGGACAUCCUCUGAGCCAUACAACAGCUCAGACCUCCAGGACAUGACAAGCCACCUAACCAACCACUGCAUCCAGAAGGAGCACUCACAGAACUAUGGCCGCUAUGAGGAAGGGAAUGAGAUGUUCUUUGACGAGUUCCGUCUGUACCUGCUCAACACUCACAAUGUCACCCUGGAGACCACCAUAUUACCUCAGAUCAAGCAAAUCAUCAAGAGCUGUCUGGCAUGCAUUGAACCAGCCAUCAGCACCAAACAUCUCUCCUACCAGAGCUUCCAGCUGUUUGGCUUUGACUUCAUGGUGGACGAGAAGUUCAAAGUGUGGCUCAUCGAGAUCAACGGAGCGCCAGCCUGCGCACAGAAGCUGUACCCAGAGCUGUGUCAAGGUAUCGUGGACGUAGCCAUUUCCAGCGUCUUCACCCUGAACAAUAGUGGUGACUCCUCGUCAUCGUCGCCUUAUUCUUCCUCUCCAUCAUCCCUGUUUGCCACUAACGCUUGUUCUUCACCCAAGCUGAGAGGGCCGCUUCACGUGGGCCCUUUUACUCGACUCUAAGCAUGGCAAAUCAUUCCCGUCCCUCUCCACUGCUGGAAGAGCAACAAACGCCGUCAAUUGUAACCGGAACAUUGAUUGUUACCUCGUCUUUCAUGCAUGUCUCUAUGAAUGCAAGCAAGGAUUUACAGAGGAUGUAUUUGUUUAUUUGAAACAUGAAAGGAAUUCCUCCUGUUUUUCCCAUGAUAGAUUCUUGGGUGGCCGAAGGAUGCAGAGACGCUCCUCCGAAUGAGACAGUAGUGCCUUACAUAUCCAGCCAUGUAAUAACCCAUCAACAUUCCUCACCGUGCUCACAGUCGCAACACAAAGAGGCUAGGAAUCCCAAGUUUUAGCAAAACUGCCCUUUUGCCUCUCUACGAGGACCAAGAUCCAGAAUUUUCUUGUCCUCGGUUCCCCCCAAGGCACAUGGAUGUUUUUUCAUGAAAGGAGAAACACGGAGAUGUUUGCAUCUUCACACAAAUCAAUGCUGCAACUGUAUCCAGUAUAUACAGUAUCCACACACAGGCUCCGCUGUUGUUGAAAGACAUCACCGGCUCACUAAGUAGUGCAGUGUUUCCCAUACGGCCCGCCACAAACAAAUUUGGACCGCUACAUCUAGAUUUGGCGCAAGCCGAUCGCCCUCGCUCAUAAAGACAUACUAAUGGGACUGUCGAUGUAAUUCCGUUUCUUAACACACCUUAUAUGAGAAGAAGAUGAUAUAAAAGAAGAUGUAGCAGGAGGGAUCAGUGUUGCCAAAUUAGCAACAUUGUCGCUAUAUGUAACGAGUAGUCAGACCCUUGGAUAAUCCUUUUGGAAAAAAGCAACGGGCAAAAAAAAUCUAAUGAAGAAACUUCAGAGUGGCAAAUGUGUGUUCAAGUUAAAGAGCACGGCAGUUUGUCUUCUAUUUUGUGGAGUCAUUAAGAUGUGACAGCGUUUUACUUUUGCGUCUUGCCUAACUGUGGUGCGUUCAAGUAUCGCUGAAGAAAGUACGAAAUGUUAAUGCUUGACGAAAAGGUUUAUCAAGGAAAAAAGGCUAAAACGUAAAAAUAGUGGGCUUUCUAACAGAAACACUGGCAUGAAAGCACGCAUCGUUCUCAACAAGCAGCAGGUGCUGCUGUUUGUCCCUCCCCCGUGCUGACGACUUGUUUGUGACAUUUAUAAAAAAUGGGGGGGGAAAAGACAAAAAGAAGUGAGCGAAGAAAGCUCUAAACGUUGUGCUUUUCAUGGUUUCACUCACUUUUUGUCGCCAACUCCCUUACAGUGUCCAUUACAUUUACAUGCAAAUGCAUUAUGGCCAGUUAUGCAAAUGAGACAGUUACGUCACAUCGCCCCCACCCAUCCCGUCACCACCACAAAUAGAUUGCAGCCCUGUGGGAAACACUGUAGCGACAUGUGUUGUUGACUAUUACUUCUUCCUAUCGAUGUCAUUUUAGUUAGCCUGGCAGAUGCUGCAUGUUUCCCCGUUGGUUCGUAGUUUCUUCAUUGUAUCUCUCCAAAACUCCCUGCUUCUCAAGUUUUACUUUGUUUGUGUCAUAGGUCAAAGGACAGCUUAUUUAUAUUUUGUGUCUUUGUGUUGACGCUCAAGAAUGAAGGCUCAAAAGAAUCCAUUGUGUGAUGUAUUUUAAAGGUCACCUUCCUCCUAAAUUCUAUGAUGAUCCAUAGACAACACUGUGCUUCAGAAGGAUCCAGCGACUGAGAAAAUACAAUUCCAUUCUUGCAUUCAUUAUUACAGAGCCCUCUUGUGGCUGAAAAGGAAUGAUUGAAAGGUCUAUAAUGAAAGCAGAGAAAGACUUUUUAGGCCAUUGUUUUGUCAAAUUAGUUACAAUAUUAGUAUAAUUUAAGUCAAAAGGAAAAAAUAUAUAUUUGUAUUGCAUUUUAGUGGGAUUCUCUCCUCAUCAAGGGGAAAGGUGCCUUGGUGGGUAUUGUGUUUUUUUUCUUUUAAAAAGCAUCUGUACCUUUGGUAUAAAUUUGCCUCAUUAAUCAAUCGACCUCAUGAGUCCUGGAUGUGUUCAUCCCAUCCCAACCAAAGAUGAAAAUCAUGCUGUGUGUUCUAUGUUAAAUAGGUUCUCAAAUCACGUGUCACGGUGACUGUCAUCUGAAUAUGAGCUCAUCAAUUGUAUGAAAUCCAGUGUGCAUUCAGGGACGUAUAGGUGUUUUUGUUUGCUGUGGUGUGUUCUUCAAAAUGUUGCAUGGUCGUUUCUCAUAAAACUAUUGCUGGAAUAAAAACAAAG